AGUCCGAGUCCGUGGCGUUCAGUGUGUCACUCUCUCUUGGGGGCUGCAGCGCAACGGUCGCACGAAAAGAGCUCCCACUUGAGAUUUAGAUUCAGAUUCAGAUACUGAUUCGGAUUCAGAUUCAGAUUCGGUUGCGGUUGUGGUACCUAAGAUCGGGCUGCAAGUCAACAGUUGCCAGGAGCGGAAACCGGAACAGUGCGGCGAAUUAAACAUUAAAGUGGCAGCAAGCGAUCAAAGCAGGCGCUCCGACUCCGACUGCGUGGGAGUACGAGAUCACGGAUCGCGGCGAGGAGCCAGUGCAUCCGAAAGUGUUUCCAUUACCAUUGCAAUCGCUUCAGAUGGGCAGCAUGCAAGUGGCGCUGCUGGCGCUCCUUCUUCUCGGCCAGCUAUACUCAAGCGCCGUGGCCAAUGGAUCCUCCUCCUACACCUCCACCUCCACCUCCACAUCCGCAUCGAAUCAGCUGCAGCGACAGAAGCUGGCGCACUGGUUCCGGGAUAGUAACGAUGUCAAGGAUAAGAUUCUGGAGCUGCAGUGCCUGGCCAAGUGUGGCAGUAAUCCCACAACCAGAGCUGGACGCGAACAGUGCCUGAACAAGUGCAUCCAGGAGCUUUUGCUGGGACCCAGGGCGGGCAGUUGCCCCAAAAUUGGAAGGCAAUCGCGUGCCAGGCUCUCCUGCCUGGACAACUGUCAGUACGAUCAUGAAUGCCCCGAGGUGCAGAAGUGUUGUCCCUCCAGUUGCGGUCCCAUGUGCGUUGAACCUCUUGGCGUUAGGAACAACACGCAGCUCCCGCCCAUACCGAAGAUCCUGUACUUCAGGAGGUCACGUGGUCACGCUGUCGAUCUGAAGAUCGAGUCCUCGCUACUGGUCUACUACUUCCACGUGGAGGUGCGGUCCCACAUAGGAAGGCAUUUCGCUGCCAGAAAACUGGGGCCUUGGCAAUGGCAGAAGGUGGAGAAGACCAUGGAGGAGAACAUCGGACACAGCAAGCACACGUACAUAUUCUUUCAUAUGCGACCUGGUCGCUGGUAUGAGGUUCGAGUGGCAGCCGUGAACGCCUACGGGUUCCGAGGAUAUUCCGAGCCCAGCGAUCCCUUUCCCUCGACGGGCAACCCAAAGCCUCCAAAGAAGCCGAACGAUUCGAAGAUCAUCGCCAAGCAGUUCGAUGGGCGCUACAUGACCCUUAAGCUGGUGUGGUGCCCCUCCAAGUCCAAUCUGCCUGUCGAGAAGUACAAGAUCACCUGGUCCUUGUACGUAAACAGCGCCAAGGCCUCGAUGAUCACCAACAGCUCCUACGUGAAGGAUACCCACCAAUACGAGAUCAAGGAACUGCUGCCCAACUCCUCGUACUACAUCCAGGUGCAGGCCAUCUCCUAUCUGGGUUCGCGUCGCCUCAAGUCCGACCAGCUAUCGAUGCUGUUCAACACGACGCUGCAGCCGCUGGAGCCAAUCACACCGCUCCAGUGUUCCGGGAAUGGCAAUAGGCGCCGGCAUCAUCACAUUAGCAGCUCCAUAAGCUCGGAAUGGGCCACAACCUCGGAGCCAGUUGACCUCAAUGAAGUUUCGCCCACCAUUACAAACCGGACUGCGGCCGCCGCCACGUAUGAAGUGGGUUUCCGGUUGAACCGGAAGUUUGGCAUGAUUGUGCAGAUUCUGGGCUUCCAGCCACACAAGGAGAAGGUCUAUGAACUGUGUCCCCAGGAGACGAACUGCGAGCAGCGAGAGUUCCGCGCGAUUCGCGCCAAAAAGGACCCGCUCGAGUUCAGCAAGCUCAAGUACAACACCACAUAUGUGCUGAGGAUUCCCCGAUCCAGUCCCAAUGCUGUGCUGGACGACUCUAGAAACGUCUUUACCUUCACCACGCCUAAAUGCGAAAAUUUCCGCAAGAGAUUUCCCAAGCUGCAGAUCAAGUGCAGCGAUUAGCCUUCUGUGUACGGGCUCAACGCACUGCUGACCAUGAGAUUACAUUAGAAUGUAUAUAAUUGUAUGUAAAACUUAACUUUUACUUAUUAUUAGGCCUAAGAACAAGCAACAACAAGCU
Drosophila erecta is the source of this 2040-nucleotide messenger RNA. It is a transcript of the gene Kal1, whose product is annotated as anosmin-1. The record is from RefSeq and is a predicted model, not a curated record. Lineage: Eukaryota; Metazoa; Arthropoda; Insecta; Diptera; Drosophilidae. The coding region runs from base 339 to 1922 and encodes 527 amino acids. Gene Ontology annotation, molecular function: peptidase inhibitor activity; protein binding. Gene Ontology annotation, cellular component: cell surface; extracellular region. The transcript has 7 exons. Gene Ontology annotation, biological process: neuron differentiation.